Messenger RNA from Penicillium atrosanguineum, 562 nucleotides. Its product is annotated as 60S ribosomal protein uL11. Gene Ontology annotation, biological process: translation. The transcript has 3 exons. The record is from RefSeq and is a predicted model, not a curated record. The coding region runs from base 65 to 562 and encodes 165 amino acids. Gene Ontology annotation, molecular function: large ribosomal subunit rRNA binding; structural constituent of ribosome. NCBI's taxonomy places the organism in Eukaryota, Fungi, Ascomycota, Eurotiomycetes, Eurotiales, Aspergillaceae. Gene Ontology annotation, cellular component: cytosolic large ribosomal subunit; ribosome.
UUCCUUCUCCUUCAUCCAUCCCCUUCGACAAUCCAAGGCAGAUCGACUACCUCUCGCACUCGCCAUGCCUCCCAAGUUCGACCCCAGUGAGGUGAAGAUCAUCCACCUGCGUGUGACCGGUGGUGAGGUCGGUGCCCAGUCUGCUCUGGCUCCCAAGAUCGGUCCCCUUGGUCUGUCUCCCAAGAAGAUUGGUGAGGACAUCGCCAAGAACACUGGUGACUGGAAGGGUCUCCGUGUGACUGUCCGCCUCACCAUCCAGAACCGUCAGGCUGCUGUCUCCGUCGUUCCCUCUGCUUCCUCCCUUGUCAUCAAGGCCCUCAAGGAGCCCCCGCGUGACCGCAAGAAGGAGAAGAACAUCAAGCACAACAAGUCCGUUGCCUUCGACGAGAUUGUUGAGAUUGCCCGCAUCAUGCGCUCCCGCUCCAUGGCCAAGUCUCUCCAGGGUACCGUCCUCGAGAUCCUCGGUACUGCCUUCUCCGUCGGCUGCCAGGUCGAUGGCCGCAGCCCCAAGGACGUCUCCGACGACAUCCACGCUGGCGAGAUUGAUGUCCCCGAAGAGUAA